Messenger RNA from Momordica charantia (bitter melon), 704 nucleotides. RefSeq lists its product as uncharacterized. Gene Ontology annotation, molecular function: nucleoside triphosphate diphosphatase activity. Gene Ontology annotation, biological process: nucleoside triphosphate catabolic process. The record is from RefSeq and is a predicted model, not a curated record. Lineage: Eukaryota; Viridiplantae; Streptophyta; Magnoliopsida; Cucurbitales; Cucurbitaceae.
AUAAAGCCAAGAGCUUCCCUUUCUCCCAAUGCCCAUAUACGAUUACAAACUUUAUUGUGAAUUGAAGCAGCAGCAGCCAUGGGAGGGAGCGAGCAGCUGGACAUUAGCCUCAAGGACCUGUCUUUGAAGCUCCACGAGUUCGCCAAGGCCAGGAAUUGGGAGAAGUAUCACAGCCCUAGAAACCUUCUCCUUGCUAUGGUAGGAGAAGUAGGGGAGCUAUCAGAAAUAUUCCAAUGGAGAGGGGAGGUGGAGAAAGGGCUGCCAGAUUGGGAGGAAUCAGAAAAGGAGCAUCUUGGGGAAGAACUUUCUGAUGUGUUACUCUAUCUUAUCAGAUUGGCUGAUAUUUGUGGAAUCAACUUAUCUGAUGCUGCUGCCAAGAAGCUUGUUAAGAACUCCAUCAAAUACCCACCCCAAUAACUCCUUUAAUUUUACACCAUUCCCAUGAAUAUUUAAGUGUUUACCUGUGUGCRCUAUCUUUUCUAAAAGAAAAAUGCAAAAGAAAGAUAUAUAUUUUUUAUAUUUUUCAAAAGAUUGAAAAGUAUCAAAUUUUUAUAAGUGAUAAGCACAAAGAUAGUUGCUAAACGGUAAAUUGAGUUUUGUAUUUGAGCUUUGAAAUAACACUUCCAAUUUCUAAGUCCACAUCUUUGGUCUGAUCAUUGUUUUCUUUUYCCUUUCUACAUGUAUUUGAUACAACUUUUAGAUCA